CUCUCUCCAACCUACUCAUCCGGCGCCACCACACAUUCCCCAAACCCAUGACCCGAACCCGCAAACCCGAAACCUCCUCCGACGACAACAACGACGAAAAGCCCGCCGCAUCCACCACCGCCAUGAGACUCAUCGUCCCUCUCCAAGGCGUCGUCCAAGGCCGCGGAGGCCUCAUCCUCGGCUCUCUCAUCCCCUGCGCUCUCUUCUACUUCCUCCAGCUCUACCUCAAACGUCACCGUCCCUCCCAACCCGACCCGGACCCGCCUUCUCCCUCCUCCUCCAACCUCCCCGAGCUCCACCGAUCCUCGUCGCGCUCCAGCCUGUCCGGCCGCGGAUCUAUCGGCCGGGUCCGGGUCUCCUCCCGGGCCGACCCGAUUGCCAAGCCCAACGAGUCGCCGUAUUAUAUCGGGCUGGAUAGGGUUCUGGAGGACCCGUAUCAUAGUGUGGAUAAUCCGAAUGGGGUUAUUCAGCUCGGAUUGUCUGAAAAUAGGCUGUGUUUUGAUUUGAUUGAGAGAUGGGUGUCGGAGAAUUGGACGGAAUCGAUAUUGGGAACCAACGGUGGUGAUUUGAGCAUUGCCGGGAUUGCGGCGUACCAGCCGUUUGAUGGAUUUACUGAGCUGAAAGUGGCUAUGGCUAAUUUUAUGUCCCAGGUGAUGCGAAGAUCAGUGCCAUUUGAUCCGUCGCAACUAGUGUUAACAGCUGGUGCAACCCCGGCAGUUGAGAUAUUGAGUUUCUGCUUAGCAGACCAUGGAAAUGCAUUUCUUGUUCCUACCCCGUAUUAUCCGGGUUUUGACAGGGAUUUGAGAUGGCGAACAGGAGUGGAGCUUAUUCCCGUUCACUGUCGCAGCACUGACAACUUCACUUUAAAUAUAACCGUUCUUGAACAAGCAUACAGUCAGGCUAGAAAACGAGGGGUGAAAGUACAGGGAAUUUUAAUUUCUAACCCUUCGAAUCCUGUUGGCAAUUUAGUUUCAAGGGAAACACUGUGCAGUCUUCUAGACUUUGCCCAAGAGAAGAACAUCCAUAUUAUCUCUGAUGAGAUCUUUGCUGGGUCUAUGUAUGGAAGCGAGGAGUUUGUGAGCAUGGCAGAAAUUGUUGAGACAGAAGAUUUUGAGAAGAACAGAGUUCACAUAAUAUAUGGGUUAUCAAAGGACCUAUCUAUUCCGGGCUUUAGGAUUGGGGUUAUAUAUUCAUAUAAUGAUAGUGUUCUGGCCGCUGCAAAAAGGUUAACAAGAUUUUCUCCCAUUUCUGCUCCGACACAGCGCCUUAUUAUUUCAAUGCUCUUGGAUACUGGAUUCAUCCAGGAAUACCUAGACAUCAACAAAAGGAGGAUACAACACAUGUACGAUUUAUUUGUGGAUGGUUUGCAACAAUUAGGAAUCAAGUGUGCAAAGAGCAGUGCUGGUUUAUACUGUUGGGCCGAUAUGAGUGGGUUAAUUCCCUCCUAUGGUGAGAAAGGGGAACUCGAAUUAUGGGAUAACCUGCUGAACAUUGCCAAGAUCAACGUGACUCCUGGGUCAGCCUGCCACUGCAUAGAACCAGGAUGGUUCAGGUGUUGUUUUACCAGCUUGAUGCCUGAGGAUGUUCCUGUAGUUAUAGAUCGAAUCCGAAAAGUUACUGAAACAAUUAAAUCUUCCAGUUGAAAUUUUUUGUUUGUGUAGUGACGCUGUUUGAAUGUUUAUGGUGUUGCUUAUAGAAGUAGCUGAUAUAGCCUGAA
This is a messenger RNA of Rosa rugosa (rugosa rose), 1717 nucleotides long. RefSeq names its product probable aminotransferase ACS12. Gene Ontology annotation, molecular function: aromatic-amino-acid:2-oxoglutarate transaminase activity; pyridoxal phosphate binding; L-aspartate:2-oxoglutarate transaminase activity. Gene Ontology annotation, biological process: biosynthetic process; amino acid metabolic process. Bases 48 to 1643 code for a protein of 531 amino acids. Lineage: Eukaryota; Viridiplantae; Streptophyta; Magnoliopsida; Rosales; Rosaceae. The record is from RefSeq and is a predicted model, not a curated record. The transcript has 4 exons.